This is a messenger RNA of Strongylus vulgaris, 564 nucleotides long. NCBI's taxonomy places the organism in Eukaryota, Metazoa, Nematoda, Chromadorea, Rhabditida, Strongylidae. The record is from the annotation of a GenBank genome assembly.
AUGUGCCAUGAGCAAAAUAUCAAUGCAUUUGCUCAACGUUUUUUUCAAAAUCAGCGUUUUUUGACGCUAUGGGAGGGAUUAGAAGUAGUUGACGAUAGUCAAGUCACUUCUAUACCUUUAUCAGUUCAAAGAACAUUUAGCAAUGCAACAUUAUUGGGGAUUUGUCAUCAUUUACUCCAUCUUCCUUCGACUUACGAGAGAUCGUCUUCGUUGCUCAAAUGCCUCACAGAUCGCGUCCAGUUAGAGUAUUCGCCAUGGUUCCAGUUUCUAUUGGGUUUACUUCAAGUUGAAGUGGAGUAUAGUGAUAUCUUCAAAUACGUUGACAAAGCUACACUCGGACUUGAGGUACGGCUUGGGUACCGGACCAAUAAAGACGCUGCAGAUGGGUGGCAUGAACUUAUCGCGACAAACAUCACCCGGAAACUUGAAUGCACUAUCUCCUCUGACAAGGUGAAACAUCAAUCGUUUAGCUUGCAAUGGAACUCAUUGAGAAAACGUUUUUCAGAAAUCGAAUGGAAAUAUGUACGACUGCGCGAUACUAGAUCUGUUCGAACUGGGUUCUAA